UUGAAACCGAAUUUCAUUCUGUGUAGACACGUUUAGCUCGUUAAAGAUGGCUCGAAAUUUUGGAAAAAUUAAAAUAUCAGAUUAUGCUAGAUUGAGUAUCAAUCCACUCAGAAAAAUCACUCAGGAACAGAAAAUUGAUCCAAAUCCUGCUAAAAGAUCAAUUACACUGCAACUUGGUGACCCAACAAUUUUUGGAAACUUCCCUCCACCUGUUGCUCUUAUUAGUGCUCUCAGUAAUGCUGUUGUACAUGACAAAUUUCCUUACAAUAUAAGUUAUGGUAAAUUUGAGGCUCGCCAAGCUGUUGCUGAAUAUUCUAAGCAUCAAGGUGAAAUUUCACCUGAUGACGUCAUUCUGUCAAGUGGAUGCUCUCAUGCUUUAGAAAUGACUGUGUUGACUCUUGUUCAACCCGGUGAGAAUGUUUUGAUACCAAGACCUAGUUAUAAUUACAAAACUUGGAUUGAUGGAAUGAAAAUUGAAACUAAAGCUUAUAACUUGGAUCCUGAAAAGUCAUGGGACAUUGAUUUAGUUCAAAUGGAAAGCUUGAUUGAUGAUAAAACUCGUGCAAUCAUCAUAAAUAAUCCAGGAAAUCCAUGUGGAAACUGCUUUAGCAAAGAACAUAUUCUAGAAAUAAUCGCACUUGCAGAACGCCGUCAAUUACCAAUCGUAGCUGAUGAAAUUUACGAACAUUUUGUGUUUCCUGGAAUUGAAUAUCAUUCGAUAAGUUCACUGUCUAAAAAUGUUCCAGUUUUGACAUGUUCUGGACUGUCGAAAAGAUUUCUAGUUCCCGGAAUUCGAAUGGGAUGGAUUAUAGUGCAUGAUAGAAAUGGUGUCUUGGAUGAAGUCAAGCAAGGAUUGAGAAAUGUGAGCGCACGCAUUUUGGGACCAAAUUCAACUGUUCAAUAUGCGCUUCCUGAUAUUUUACAAAACACUCCACAAAGAUUCUUCGUUAACAAAAUGAUGAAGAUUUCUUACAACGCUGAUCUUGCAUAUGAACUAUUAAGCAAAAUUCCUGGAUUGAAACCCAUCAAACCAAGAGGAUCAAUGUACAUGAUGAUUCAAAUUGAACUUGAUAAAUUUCCUGAAUUCCAAUCGUGCCUUGAAUUCACACAACAGUUAAUCAGAGAGCAGAGUGUGCUGGUUUUUCCAGGACAUCCUUGUUUUAACUAUCCAGGGUUUAUGCGAAUCGUUUUAACUGUAACUGAUGGUAUGAUUAAAGAAUCAUGCAGGCGUUUAAAAGAAUUUUGUGAGACUCAUGCUAAAUUGUAAAAAUUUUGGCCUAAUUUCUAUUAAAAAGAUCACAGACCUUUUAUUUUAU
Chironomus riparius is the source of this 1316-nucleotide messenger RNA. Lineage: Eukaryota; Metazoa; Arthropoda; Insecta; Diptera; Chironomidae. The record is from the annotation of a GenBank genome assembly.